Messenger RNA from Trematosphaeria pertusa, 1047 nucleotides. RefSeq lists its product as uncharacterized. Lineage: Eukaryota; Fungi; Ascomycota; Dothideomycetes; Pleosporales; Trematosphaeriaceae. Bases 402 to 935 code for a protein of 177 amino acids. The transcript has 2 exons. The record is from RefSeq and is a predicted model, not a curated record.
UGUUCUCGGCAUCGACUUCCUCGCCGGGAUGAUAUUUGCGAUGGUAGAAAAUCCCGAGGUCAUUUGUGCGGUCCAAGCGAGCUGCAUGCGAGUAGCUCAACCGUAGGCCUUAUCUCCCAUUUCAUCAGCAGCCUAUUCGCCUUAAGCAAAUUGAUAUCGCAUGAGGGUAGAAUAGAUGCUAGAGCACGUAUCGGGCUACAGUCGCAGCUUGCCCUGUCCCGGACUGCUGGCUGUCCCUACACAUACUCUCACGGCUUCACUCUACGCAGGCUAGGCAAGCAUUCUUCUUGCCUCCAGCUCAGAAUGCUCCUUCCCUAUGUAUCGGAGUACGACGAAACCUCGGCGGAUUGCCAUGCUAUUCCACGCAGCCGCAUCCUUGACCGGCUGCCUCUGAGUUCAAAAUGUACUUUCUACGCUUUUCAACCGCCACUUUGCCCCAGCCUCAGUGCUAUGGAUCAUCCAGGCAUGUGUUCGGGAUUUACCGUAGUGUAUUCCUUUUUGUUGCCGUGUUGCAACCUUACGUUUCUCUUCAUCGCGACUUCCCGGGAAUGAGUUGGCACGCUCGCUUAGCCAUGGCUUUAUCACCUCAUUCGCGACCAGCAACGAAUCCCGCAGAGGCGGCUGGUUCUCCUGAUCUUCGUUGUCUCGAAGUCCUUGUAGCGAUCACUCCAUCAGACCACGGCUACACGAACACACCGGAGCCUCAAUCACGCCCUAGCUGGCCCUCCAUCAGCGCCUAUGGGAGCACUUACGAAUCGUUCGCAACAGGGUUUGUACGACUGACUAUAACGCAUCCUGUUUACGCUGUGCGGAGCGCGGGGCCCCGCCAUCUAUUCGCUCCACCAAAACAAUGUCGCACGACUUGGCUGCCUCAUGUCCUUCAUUGCGUGUCUAAGCAUCGCGAGCACCGGCUCACGCUAUAUUCACAUUCUUAGCUAGCUUCAGCCUUCCUCAGAUAUCACUCCAUGUUCGGCUACAGGGAGCUAUGGAUGCGUUCGAGGACCUGCACCGGUCAGUUGCUAUUCAUCUUGCUUGCUCACUCCACCG